AUGAAAGAUAAUAAAUUAGAAGAAAGCAAAUCAAUUCUUGAUUUUCUAGGUUAAGAUUACAAUUGCUUCAGAAUAACAUUUUAUUAAAAGUCUAUAUAUUCACUUUGUAAUAAUGGAGUUGAAGAUUAAAUCUAAGUGGCUAGUUGUAAUGAUAAAUAAGAAUGUAAAAGAGAAAAUGCUUAUAUUUCAGUACUAUUUGCCAUUUAAAUUGUAGCUUUGGCUUAAGAUGUUGUUGUAAUUCUUCAUACUGAUUCAUUAAAUCCUGAAAAUUAUGAUGGAUAUAUUACUAUUCGUAAAUUGGUAUUAAUUGAUGGUAUUUGGUUAUCCAAUCUAUUAUUUACUAUUGAUUAUGAUUUCAUUCAAUCUAAAUUAGGAGCAUAAACACCUUAAUCAUUUAAACCAUCUUCAUUUGUUCAUUCAUUGACUCACUCUGAAAAAAAUUCAUUUGCAUUUUAAAUCAUAAUAUCCGAUAGCAUAAAUGGGUUGUUAUUUAUUGAUUUAUGUAUUUCAAAUCUUACAUUUGACAUCAAAUUUUUAUUUAUGGAGCAUUUGUUACUUAAUAAAUGGUUGAAUGAUAAUAAAUAAUAUGCUAACGAUUUUACUCAUUAAUAUUCUAAUAAGAUUAUAGAAGAAUCAAUCAAGGAUUAAACCAAGACUAUCACAAUAGUAGUUGUUACUGAUAAUUCUUCAUCUUAUAUUUUUGCUCUUACAUUUGCCAUUUCUGAUAACCAUUCAAAUAAGCUGAAAGAUACUAAAGUUAUCGUGGCUCUUAAUAAAUACGGCGCAUGGAAAGCAUUGAACACUGUGGCUGCUAAUAAAUAAUCAGUUAUUAUGGCAUUUGCACAUAAUUCAAAAGUUGUGGUUGGUGUUUAUCAGAUUUCAGAUAAUAAGCAAUAACAGGUUCCUUUUAAUUUACAAUUUCUGGAAUAUCAACACUAAAACCAGCUAAUUUCCCGCUUUAUUUACAAGUAAUUAUAUCUCACCAUACUUUAGGAUUCAACUUUAAUAUCAAGUAAAGUCAGUAUGGGAUUAAAUCAAUAUGAGAUCAGAUAGGAUAUAAGUUUGAGCUUUGGACAAAGUGCCAAACUUGAAGACCAAACCUUAAAAAUAACAUUUUCUAAUGAUUACAAAUCUAUUUCUAAAUAAAUUAAAUUAAAUAUCAAACCAGAUAAUGAAGGAUCAAGUUUUAAAGCUUGGUAGAUAAUACUAAUUGUAGUUGGAUUUUUGCUUAUUUUUUGUUUUUUAGGAUUUCUUUGUUAUAAAAAGAAGAGAAAUGAGGAAGAAGUUUAGGAAACAAGGCUAAUGCAUAUUAAUUGA
Paramecium pentaurelia is the source of this 1317-nucleotide messenger RNA. Lineage: Eukaryota; Ciliophora; Oligohymenophorea; Peniculida; Parameciidae. The record is from the annotation of a GenBank genome assembly.